AUGAUUGAAGUUAUUUUGAACGACCGUCUGGGGAGGAAAAUCCGCGUCAAGUGUAACCCGGACGACACCGUCGGAGAUCUAAAGAAACUUGUCGCUGCCCAAUGCGGCACAAGAGCAGACAAAAUCCGCAUUCAAAAGUGGUACACAAUCUACAAGGAUCACAUCACUCUCGAGGAUUACGAGAUCCACGACGGAAUGGGGCUAGAGCUGUACUACAACUGA
Molecule: messenger RNA, 222 nt
Organism: Neospora caninum
Lineage: Eukaryota; Apicomplexa; Conoidasida; Eucoccidiorida; Sarcocystidae
Exons: 2
Coding region: 1-222 (73 amino acids)
Biological process (GO): protein modification process; mRNA splicing, via spliceosome
Cellular component (GO): cytoplasm; nucleus
Molecular function (GO): protein binding; protein tag activity
Source: RefSeq, a predicted model, not a curated record